Messenger RNA from Triticum aestivum (bread wheat), 5079 nucleotides. Its product is annotated as putative pentatricopeptide repeat-containing protein At5g52630. The transcript is spliced from 3 exons. The coding region runs from base 2798 to 4915 and encodes 705 amino acids. NCBI's taxonomy places the organism in Eukaryota, Viridiplantae, Streptophyta, Magnoliopsida, Poales, Poaceae. Gene Ontology annotation, molecular function: protein binding; zinc ion binding; RNA binding. Gene Ontology annotation, biological process: RNA modification. The record is from RefSeq and is a predicted model, not a curated record.
ACUCCAAAUCGCAUCACGGUCUCCAGCGUGCCGCUACGGCGCUACCCCCUGCCGCGAGCCGACGACCCCAGCCCCGCCGCAGCGCGCCGCCACUGCCUACCCCGUCGGGACUCCUACCCCUACCCCAACUGCCCCCCACGCCUGCGGCGUUCUACCGUCGGCGACACUCGACGCCGCGGCCGUUGCCGGCUCCCACACCCGCGGGCCUCCGUCUCCCCUGCCGCCGCCGCCGCCCCGCUUGUCUAGCGGGCAGGCCCCGUCCAUGGGGCGCAGGGGCUACUAGCGCCCUCCCACGCCCGUGCGCGCCUCCUUCUGCCCUUCCACCACAGACGACGUCGCGUCCUGCAGCCUUCACGGAUACGUCCUCCACCCUGACCGACUUCUCUGAGCCUAAUGCGAUCCCGGUGGUGGCCGCGCCCUGCUCGGCCCGCCGUCCUGCCGUGGAGGGCGCCUGUCGUCGGAGCUCUGGUCGUUGGUUCCAGAGUCGGGCGGUUCCACACGGGGGGCGCCUAUCCCGCUGUGCCACCAAUCACUUAAUUCGGCUCUCUCGACUGGUGCAUAAUAUGCUUAAUUAUGUUGUGAUUUUUCUGUACCAAUGAAUGAGCCGGGUGAGUGGUUAAAAUAUUUGUUGGCACACGUGGCUGUGUUAGUGAGAGGUCAAUCCGCAUCCUUUUCCACUAAUUAGCGUGAUUUUGAUAAGUUCAGAUUCUGAGAAGGAGAAGAAAGCCUCAGGGGCCAGAGUAUUCAGGAGGACACCAAUCCAAAUCUAUGGUGUUUGAGGCAGCUUGAAAGAAGGUUUGCUGCAGGGAAGAGAUAGAAAGAGCGAAAUAGAGAGGGCAGGGGCGUGAUCUGUUGUAAGUAUGAAGUGAAGUAAUCCUUCCUGUCCCGCUGUUUGUUUUCGCAAGUCUGUUUUGCACAACUCUGUUUGCAGUGCGUGCAGUAACUGAUCGAUUGCGUUUUGAGGGUUCUAGGUGUCGAAUAUGACCGGGCCAUUAAAAUAAAAGUUGUAUAUCUUUUCAAGACCUUUCCAACGAAUAUUUAUUUGCAAUUUUUCGUCAGGUAUUCUAGGAGAUAAUGCCUAUCUGAAGUUACUGUCAGUUUUCGUCAGACUGCAGUUUUAGGCAUGACUUCCUAUUUUGCGCGGCGUUUCAAAGUAACUUCAAGGCUGAAUCUUUCCAUGGGGCUAUGGAUGUAUUUUCAGUAAUUGGUUUGAAAUUUCCAUGGAGAAUAUUUUCUCAAAUUUUCGCUGAGUAUAGUGAAAGAUACAACCUUCUGAAUGCUGCUGUCCAUUGCGAGUUCUGUUCUGAACUUCUGACAGUUACUGUUUUCUGUAUUGAGAUUUGAGAGGCAUUUUAAAAUAUCUGUCUAGAGUACAGUUAACAUAGAUAUAAUUCAUUGUUUGAUCUUUCCACAGAGGAUGUAAGUACUAUUUUUUAUUGCGUCUACAAGGAGUAAUUUAACAUUGCUAUCCGUUUCAGUUAACUUUGUGAGAUCUUCCUGAAACUAUAUAGUUUCGGUUGUGAGUUUCAAAUUGGUUUGCCGUUUUAACGGUACUUAGAGGCCGAAUGUAUUGUCUUGAACGAAACUGUUGCAUCUUGCUUUAGAUGUUUUUUGAUAAGGUAACAGCUGCCUCAACUGAAGAAUCAUUAACUCCCUCAUCGUGUAACUUCCCUGCUGCAGGUGAUUGGAUCAGCGAACCUUCUCUGUAGUUUAGGAUUUGAUCAGUUCGAGGAACGUGGUAAGUCCCUAGCAAAAUUCUUUCGCCUUAUUAAUCUUCUGCGUUCUUUAUCAGUGCGCUGGUCCAUGCAGUAUCAUCAGAGUCAUGGAUCUUUGACAGAAUGUAACGCAUGGGCAGUAUAGUAUUCUCUCAUGUUAUGUGAACCCUCAAAUUCCUUUCCAUGAGACUGAACCCAACUGUUCCCAAUUUUCUUAUGUGUUUGUGUAUACGAUGGUACAUAAGUGAGUUUCACCAUUAUUGGUCUAUUUCUUGAUGUUUUUUCCAAGGAUAUUCGAUUGUUGAGUUAAUUGUCAGUGAUGCCAUCACAUUGAGUUAACUCUAAAAGUUACGUUUCUUUGUUUUCUGUGUUAUGUGGAAGAAUGUAGAUUUGCAAUGUGAAGAGUUAUUCCAGGACAAUAGUGGCGGCUACCGAUGCAAUUAUUUUAAUUAUUAUAGAACAUCUAAUUGACAAUGCGGUCUGUGUUGCUGGAGUGAGCUUUUUUAUGGAAUGAAAUACAUGUUAAAGCAGAACCACUGUAAGAUGAUAUUCUUCAUGUUGUCCUUCAAGACAAUAUUUUAUAUGUUCUAAAUAUUUUGUGGCCACCUGGUAUUGGAGUCUGAAAUUUCGCAUGGUGGUGAAUUACUGAAUGCAUGCCAAGGCAGUUCCAUACAAAAACACUUCCUAAAAAUAAAAAAGAAUACCUUGCUAAUUUAUUAAUACAAAUACACUACCAAUAAGGCUCUCUUUUGGACAAUGAGGUUUCUGCUGGACAUAUGUUAAGAUGAACAGGACCCCCAGCUCGUAGCUCCUGCUCGUGCUGCAGGGCGAGCCUGCAUCUCUAGCUCGGCAGCUCUAUCUCCUGCUUGAUCAAACAUCAUUUGUAACAUUCACCAUAUCACUCUGGUUAAGAGGUGAAAUAUUUACAUGAAUUAAAAUAUAUUGUAACCUAUAUCCGUGGCAACGCACGGGCAUUUGUGCUAGUAUAUUAUGUAUGUACAUAUGCAUAUAUAGAGGCCCCGGAGCAUUGUAUCACCGCACGGGCUUGAUCACUGCAUAUUUUCCCCGUAGCGAACUUGCGAAUGUUUUGUCCACUCGUUUGGCUCUGCUCAGCCGGUAGCCUUCCUUCACCAAUGCCGCCAAUUAUUCUUCCUCCAACCCCGUGCGCUGCCAAUUCGACCUCCCUCCCCGCCGGCGACGCCAUUCCUCACCGGAACCGAAAGCCGACAACGCGCCGCCAACGCUGCCGCAUCAGUGUCACCACCGCGUCCUCUUCAUCGGCCUUGUCCGCCGCCCCGGCCCUCAUCGCCAACGCCCCCACGCCCCGCGCAUUCUCCGCGCUUUUCAAGGCCGCCUCAUCCUCCUCCCCCUCCCACUCCCUGGGUGCGCAGCUCCACGCGCAGGCCGUGGUGCGUGGCUUCUUGGGCGACGGGGAUAACACCAUCCUCUCCACCGCCAUCCUCAACUUCUACGCCUCAUGCCGGGAGCCCGACCUUGCGCGCCAGGUGUUCGACAGGAUGGCACGCAGGAACGCCGUCACCUGGAACGCGCUCAUCAAAGGGUACGCGCAGGCGGGCCGCCGGGACGAGGCGCUGGCGCUGUUCCGCUGCAUGAGGAGGCAUGACCGUGUCGCCCCCGACAAGUACACGUUCCCGGCGCUGCUGUCCGGCAUUGGCAGGAACCGUGGUGGCGUCUGCGUGCAAGAACUCGGGGGAGCCGUGCACGCGCAGGUAGUCAAAUCCGGGCUGGACAAGGAUCCCUUUGUGGGUGCUUCCCUCGUUUCUAUGUACGCGGCUACAGGAGCACUGGAAGAUGUGAAGGCCGUCUUUGAUGAUGUGGAUACUUUGGACCCGGUUGUCUGGUCUUCUAUGAUCUCCGCGUAUGUCAACUGCAAGGAGGAAGAAGCUGCUCUCCUUACAUUCUACAAGAUGUUGUGCCAAGAUAUUAAGCCGAGGCAGUUUGUCUACUCCAGCCUGUUUGCCAUCUGUGGGAGCAUGUCGAUGCUGGAGAUGGGCAGGCAAGUUCAUGCCCACAGCCUGAAGAACAUAACUGACAAGGAUGCCGCCAUGACAAAUGCACUUUUAACCAUGUACUCUGAUUGUGGAUGCAUUGAUGAUGCAUGGAGAGUCUUCAAUUCGAACGACGUUGUGGAUGUAAUAUCCUACAAUUCAAUGAUUUUGGCUCUUGGGCAGCAUGCACGCCCGAAAGAAGCAGUUGAACUUUUCAAGCGGAUGAAGUUUUCUGGCUUGAUACCUGAUGAGGUCACCUUACUGAAUCUUCUUUCCGCUUUCAACCAUGCUGGUCUUAUUCAUGAAGGUUUGCAUUUAUUCGAUUCCAUGUUGGAUAUGGAGGGCAUAAAACCGACGUAUCAACAUUAUGCCUGUGUUAUCGACAUGCUGGCUCGAUCAGGAGAAAUCGAGGAAUCCAUGAAAACAAUUAAGGAAAUGCCCUUUGAAGCUGAAACAUCCUUAUGGAGGAUUGUUCUUGGUGCUUGUAGCAAACACGGUGACAUUGAAACGGGCAUCAAGAUUGCAGAAAUGCUGUUUGAGAUGGAACCUUAUGAGCCAACAAAUUAUAUACUACUUGGUAACAUCUGUGCAAGAUUAGGAAGGUGGACAGAAGCAGAAAAGGUUAGAAGUUUGAUGGAAAAGAGAGGUAUAGAUGGGGAUGAUGCCUUUAGUUGGAUCGAAAUGGGCCAAACGACACAUAGAUUUGGUGUUGAUGACCGUUCACACCCCAUCUCCGAGGAGAUAUAUAGGAAUUUGGAUAGGUUGAUAGGUAGUAUCAAGGCUGCAGGUUAUGUGCCUGAUACCAGUUUUGCCACACACAGCACAGAAAAAGACAGAAGAGAAGAAUCACUACGUUAUCACUGCGAAAAGCUGGCCUUUGCUUUUGGGGAUUUGGCUUCUCCUUCUGGAGACACACUCCGCAUCAUGAAGAACCUCCGUGUUUGUGGUGAUUGCCAUUCUGCAUACAAAUACUUCUCCCUCGUCACAGGAAGAAAAAUAGUACUGAGAGACAACCACAGUGCUAUAUUUGUUGUUGCCCAAAAAUGUUUAAAGCUCCAAGCUUUACAUCCCCAACGAUUUCUUUACACGAAGGUCUUUUCGAGCUUGAUGUCUUCCACACUGGAACAAAGUAUUCUGCAACCAUAUACGCAGUGUAAACAAUCAUUGGAAAGGCGGAUGAGAGGAAAAUAAGAUGAACAUACAGAAGUUUGGGAUUUGUUGAGGACUGGUUAUUAACAUAUAAUGGAUCUGUGAUCGAUGUUGUGCUAGAGAAAAUUGUUUAUAUGUAGCUGUUUACAAGGUGAAUAAUAUGCAUACAGUAUUCACGAGUUAAGAAAUAUUUUGCAUUGUGAUAA